CAUUAUUCUCUUUCUUUAUAGCUGUUAUCUCAGGUAUUCUUAUUUAAUUUGGUUCCAUCGAUACAUAGUUGCCACCCCAUGUGUUAAUUUUUGCUUUCUUCAUACCAUUUACUUCAAAGUUAGAGUCUUUUUUGCUCAUAAUAUUUAGCUCUUAAUUAUCUCAGAGAGAGAAAAGUAGCUUGCUUGGUUCAUGAGAAACAUUUAAGAGUUUUGUUGAUAUCUACUUUGCUGGGAUGUAUCUUUCAAAGGGUUGCAAGCAUCAAGUUCUUUUCAUCUUGUGGUUCUGCUGCUACUUGCUACAUGUUUCGGCGGAGAAUAAUAUCACUGACCCUGUUGAAGUUGAAGCAUUGAAUGCCAUAAAGCAAAGAUUGAAUGACCCUAAUGGAAAUUUGAGCAACUGGGGACAUAAUGAUCCGUGUACAUCGAAGUGGACAGGAGUUUUGUGCUACAAUGAAACAUUGGAUGAUGGAUAUCUACAUGUUCAAGAACUGCAAUUACUGAGUUUGAACCUGACAGGAAAUUUGGCACCCGAGCUCGGCAACUUAACCCGUUUGUUAAGAUUGAACUUUAUGUGGAACAAGAUAACUGGGAGUAUUCCGAAGGAAAUCGGUGAAAUCAAAACUUUGCAACUCUUGCUUCUGAAUGGAAACAACUUAACUGGUUCACUACCAGAUGAGCUCGGCUAUCUUCCGAAUUUGGAUAGGAUACAAAUUGAUCAGAACAAUAUAUCAGGGCCUGUACCUAAAUCAUUUGCAAACCUGAACAAGACAAAGCACUUCCACAUGAACAAUAAUUCACUUAGCGGACAAAUCCCACCGGAGCUUUCCCGGUUGCCGAGUCUUGUUCAUCUUCUUCUUGAUAACAACAAAUUAACAGGAUAUCUUCCGAGUGACCUCUACAAGUUGCCAAACUUACUUAUAAUUCAACUUGAUAACAAUAACUUUGAGGGAAAUACUAUUCCAAGUUCUUAUGGCAAAAUGUCAAAACUGCUGAAAAUGAGUCUUAGAAAUUGCAACUUGAGAGGACCAGUUCCUGAUUUAAGCAGGAUACCCCGCCUUCUUUAUCUAGACCUCAGUUCCAAUCAGUUGAAUGGAUCAAUUCCUAGCAACAAGCUUUCCAACAACAUCACAACCAUUGAUUUAUCGAACAACAAGCUUACUGGAACUAUUCCUUCCUACUUUUCUAGUCUUCCUGUUCUUCAAAGAUUGUCACUUGAAAACAAUUUAUUGAAAGGCAGUGUUUCUUCCACCAUUUGGCAGAACAAGACUUUGAAUGGCAAAAAAUUUAUCUUGGAGUUGCAAAACAAUAGCCUUACAAGCAUAUCAGGCACUAGUGAUAUUCCUCCAAAUGUCACACUCUCGCUCAAUGGGAAUCCUCUAUGCUCAAAUAAUAAGUCCUUGGUUCAAUUCUGUGGAUCUGAGACUGCUGACAAUAACACAAAUGGCAUUGUAUCAACAAAUUCCAGCUCAUGCCCUGCUCAAGCGUGCCCUCCUCCUUUCGAAUAUUCCUUGGACUGUUUCUGUGCAGCACCAUUGCUUGUCAGUUAUCGACUGAAAAGUCCUGGAUUUUCGGAUUUUCGACCAUAUGUGCUUUCCUUUCAGGAAUACCUGAGUACAGGUCUUAGUAUACAGAUGGAUCAGCUUCAAUUUAGUUUUUAUUGGCAAGCCGGACCUCGGUUGAGAAUGGACUUGAAGCUUUUUCCAGUUUAUGUUGGUAACAGCAGCUCUCAUAUUUUCAAUACAACCGAGCUCCUACGGCUCAUGACCAUGUUCACUGGAUGGCACAUUCAAGACAGUGAUUUGUUUGGUCCUUAUGAGUUACUUGGCUUCAAUCUCCUUGAUCCUUACAAGGGUGUGGUCAUCCCCAAGUCUUCAAAUUCAAAGUUAAGUACAGGUGCUUUGGCUGGCAUAAUCUUAGGAUCAAUUGCCUGCGCCGUGACGUUAUCUGCAAUAGUUACACUCCUUAUAUUAAGAGUGAAGUUGAAAGAUCAUCCUGUAGUUUCGAAGCGACGUCAUUCAUCUAAGAUCUCAAUAAAAAUUGAUGGUGUAAGGGCCUUCACUUUUGGAGAAUUAUCUGCUGCUACCAACAAUUUUAGCAACUCUUCUCAAGUAGGACAAGGAGGUUAUGGCAAGGUUUACAAAGGUAUUCUUUCUGAUGGCACCGUUGUUGCCAUUAAACGUGCGCAGGAGGGGUCGCUGCAAGGUGAGAAAGAGUUCCUCACAGAAAUAUCAUUACUUUCGAGGCUACAUCAUCGCAACCUUGUGUCUCUCCUUGGAUACUGUGAUGAAGAGGGUGAACAGAUGCUGGUUUAUGAAUUCAUGCCGAAUGGUACACUAAGGGAACACAUUUCAGUUACAGCAAAAGAGCCUCUGAGUUUUGCCAUGAGAUUGAAGAUUGCGCUAGGAUCAGCAAAGGGUCUUAUGUAUUUACACACUGAAGCUGAUCCUCCAAUAUUCCACAGAGAUGUUAAAGCCAGCAACAUAUUAUUGGACUCUAAGUUCACAGCAAAAGUGGCUGAUUUCGGACUUUCGCGGCUCGCUCCAGUUCCUGAUCUUGAAGGAGUUGUCCCUGGCCAUGUUUCCACAGUGGUAAAGGGCACCCCGGGUUAUCUUGAUCCAGAGUACUUCCUAACUCACAAGUUGACUGAUAAAAGCGAUGUUUAUAGUCUUGGGGUUGUGUUUCUGGAACUUUUGACUGGGAUGCAACCAAUCUCACAUGGCAAGAACAUUGUUAGAGAGGUUAAUGUCGCGUAUCAAUCUGGCGUAAUAUUUUCGAUCAUUGAUGACCGCAUGGGGUCCUAUCCAUCUGAGCAUGUAGAAAAAUUCUUGACCUUGGCCCUGAAGUGUUGCGAAGACGAGCCAGAAGCCAGGCCUAAAAUGGCAGAGGUGGUUAGGGAGCUUGAAAACAUAUGGUCCAUGAUGCCAGAAUCAGAUACCCGGAAAGCCGAAUCAAUAACCAGUGAUUCAGGAAAGUUAAGUACAAGUACACCAUCUUCAUCCUCUGCUAUAAAGACUCCUUUUGUAUCAGGAGAUGUUUCAGGUAGUGACCUUGUUAGUGGAGUAAUACCAAGCAUCAAGCCAAGAUAGAAGAAGAUUUCAUGCUGCAUAGUGUGAGUUAUUGGAUCAGGAAACUAUGUGUUUGUUAGAUUUGAUUUCAUCUUCACUAUGUAAAUUCUUUUUGUUAGUACAAUGUAAUAAAACUUAUAGAGAACUGGAAGGUAAAUAAUAUUAUUGAUUUUGUAGUUAUGUAAGUGUUACGAAAAUAAGUGCAUGUUUUAUGUUUGAA
Arachis stenosperma is the source of this 3285-nucleotide messenger RNA. Its product is annotated as probable LRR receptor-like serine/threonine-protein kinase At1g06840. The coding region runs from base 234 to 3086 and encodes 950 amino acids. Lineage: Eukaryota; Viridiplantae; Streptophyta; Magnoliopsida; Fabales; Fabaceae. The transcript is spliced from 21 exons. Gene Ontology annotation, biological process: protein phosphorylation. Gene Ontology annotation, molecular function: ATP binding; protein kinase activity; protein binding. The record is from RefSeq and is a predicted model, not a curated record.